This is a messenger RNA of Zerene cesonia (dogface butterfly), 892 nucleotides long. RefSeq lists its product as uncharacterized. The transcript has 3 exons. The record is from RefSeq and is a predicted model, not a curated record. NCBI's taxonomy places the organism in Eukaryota, Metazoa, Arthropoda, Insecta, Lepidoptera, Pieridae. The coding region runs from base 283 to 600 and encodes 105 amino acids.
AUACGCCCGGUCGCCAGUGCUCCCAACAUCAUUACUCACUCCACACGUAUCGGAGUCUCGAAUCUCCGACUUAUCGAGAAUAAUGACAUACCCACACCCUCCAUCAGCGCCAACGUACUUCAUGAGUUAUUAACGAAACUGAAAUUAUGCCCGAUAAAAGCGGUGUUGGAAUGUUGUGCUCGCUCUAAGGAGUCUCUCUAUAUCUGACUUCAGUGACGCUUUUGAAAUUUAAGUGCGUUAGUGAGAAGAGCCACCUGUGAACCGGGUCUAGAAAGCGUAAAGAUGAAGGAAGACAGCGAUAAUUCAGCACUGGUUGAGCGAAUAGCUGAAUUCAAGAGCGAUCCAGAGAAACUUCGGCAAGCUUCUGAAUUCGUAGAUCAACUGAUUCAGCAAGCAAAGAAAGAGGCAGAAAUAAAACAUAAAGAGAAAGAGAGAAGCAAAUUUGAAUCGCAAGAUCUGGGAUCAAAUAAUCUAAAAAGGCGGUUCGGUCGAGCCCGAGGUUUCAUGCUACGAAUGUUCGACGCUCUAUGCAACUGCACGCAAACAGCGGCCGCUGCCGCACGCACACACGCCCGCAACAAUCCCUUUACCAAGCGCUAAACAUUUAAUGCCCCUUUUCGAGAUCAACUGGUACGUGUCAUCGUUAUGCAGUGCAAAGGGUAGGGGACAGGGGUUUGAGACACGCGGGUGACAAGUAAAUGAUUUAUUAUGUACUGGGGAGUAUUUAAAAAGAAGAUGGAAAAUAUAUUGUUUUCCAUUUUAAGAGUGGUGCGCUUGCAAUAUUAUGAUUCAUUAUUGUAUUGCAAGUAUUUCUUGAUAGGAUAGUGAUCUGUUUUUUAAGACCGGAAUUGAAAAUGACGUUAAUGUUACGUUAAUGUUACUCGACAUUUGA